CUCCCGCCCAGCACAGCCCGGGAGGGGCAGCCGCUGCGCCACCGCCGCAGGCCCCGCUCCCACCCGCCGCCCAUCCCCCGGCUCCCGCGGCCCCGCGGCGCCCCCUUCUGCGGACUCCGCGGGACCCUUCCUGGCCGGCACUGUGCGCGGGAGAAGGCGUCGCGGUGCAGGCAUGGCCGCAGGGGCGGCCGCGCGGAAGGCGGCGCCGGUGCUGGAGGCGCCCCCGCAGCAAGAGCAGGUCUCUCAUACAAAACUUUCUGCAGAAGAUGCAUGGAAGUUGAGGGCUUUUUCAGAUGACCUCAUUUGCCGGUUCCAGCCUGCAGCAGGAGAGGAUGUACAAGAUGCACCGCGGCCAUGAAUCCAUGCACGUGGAAAUGAUCUUGAUCUUCCUCUGUGUUCUGGUCAUUGCCCAGAUAGUGCUGGUUCAGUGGAGGCAGAGGCACGGCCGAUCCUACAACCUGGUGACCCUGUUGCAGAUGUGGGUUGUCCCCUUAUAUUUCACGAUAAAACUAUACUGGUGGCGGUUUCUGUCUAUGUGGGGGAUGUUCUCCGUUAUUACCAGUUACAUCCUCUUCAGAGCUACCCGAAAACCCCUCUCUGGGAGGACACCACGAUUGGUCUACAAAUGGUUUCUUCUGAUCUACAAACUCAGCUAUGCAUUUGGUGUUGUGGGCUACUUGGUGAUCAUGUUUACAAUGUGUGGAUUCAAUCUGUUUUUCAAAAUCAAAGCUAGAGAUUCCAUGGAUUUUGGCAUUGUGUCUUUGUUCUAUGGCCUCUACUAUGGAGUAAUGGGGAGAGACUUUGCCGAGAUCUGCUCAGACUACAUGGCUUCCACCAUAGGGUUCUACAGUGUCAGCGGGAUGCCUACAAGGAGCUUAUCAGACAACAUCUGUGCAGUCUGUGGGCAGAAGAUUAUUGUGGAGCUUGAUGAAGAUGGGCUCAUUGAAAACACCUACCAGCUUUCCUGUAAUCAUGUCUGGGAGCGCACACAUUUUCUGUAUGGACAAAUCCUGGAUUGGCUUCGUUAUUUGGUAGCCUGGCAACCUGUGGUGAUAGGAAUUGUUCAAGGCAUUAACUAUUCACUAGGACUGGAAUAGUACAGCAGACUUAUCCCAGAAGCAAUAUACUGCAUGGUUGAAAUCCCUGGUCCUACAUUUAAUACAAUUUUUUUUAUUUUAGAAAUGAUCCCAAGUGUUUAGAACACUAAGUAAAUUUUGUUGUCAUACUGAAAGCAAUUUGCCUAUGUGGAAAGAAUUUAAAGAGAAACUGAACCAUGGAAUAAACAAAUAAAGCAUGUUUUUUCAUCUUUCC
Messenger RNA from Saimiri boliviensis boliviensis (Bolivian squirrel monkey), 1311 nucleotides. The record is from RefSeq and is a predicted model, not a curated record. Lineage: Eukaryota; Metazoa; Chordata; Mammalia; Primates; Cebidae.